AUGAAAAAGUUUUUUAGGCAAGUGAAAAGACAGUUCAAAAAUUUCAUUGUGUUCUUCAUUCCAUGGGAAAAAAGGAUAAAAAACAUCCAAGGGCAUUUUGGUGCUGGAAUUGGUUCCUUUUUCGUAUUUUUACGUUCUCUGGUGUGGAUUAACUUUAUUCUCUUAACUUUUAUCACCAUUUUUGUCAUCGCGCCACAGCUCAUGAGCCCUUCGACUGCUUUUAAUAUUCCCGAGAGCGAGAAACACACAGCUCAGCGUCUCACAUCAGUUCUUGAUGCCAAGGGCCACCUGGAGUACUCUUUCUUAUUUUAUGGUUACUAUGGAAACGAAGCCAUCCAAGUGGGUGUGGUCAAAUAUCCUCUUCCGUUGGCUUACUUCGUGGUGUUCCUGGGUGCCUAUCUUUUCAGCAUCAUCAUUGUGCUUAGGGCUAUCACUCACGAGCAGCGUCUGGUAAAGUCGUCGGGUCAAAAUGAUCAGUAUCCUUUCGGUUGGCGAGUGUUCUCAGCCUGGGACUUUCUCAUCACCGAGCGGGAAACCGCUGACAACAAACUAGCUUCACUUACUACGGGAAUAAAGGUAGGCAGACGCCAUAACCAACCUCGUCAAUGCGCUUUUUAA
Messenger RNA from Orbicella faveolata, 618 nucleotides. Its product is annotated as transmembrane channel-like protein 3. NCBI's taxonomy places the organism in Eukaryota, Metazoa, Cnidaria, Anthozoa, Scleractinia, Merulinidae. Gene Ontology annotation, cellular component: plasma membrane. The record is from RefSeq and is a predicted model, not a curated record. Gene Ontology annotation, molecular function: mechanosensitive monoatomic ion channel activity.